AUGGUUGAGAAGUCAUUUAAACCAGAUCUGUUUACUUGUAAUAUUCUUCUUCGGGGGCUUUGUAGAGAAGGUAUGCUUGUUAAGGCUCUUAAGCUCUUCAACACAUGGAUUUCAAAGGGAAAAGCUAUUGAUGCUGUUACCUACAACACGAUAAUAUCAGGCCUUUGCAAAGAAGGCAGAUUUGAAGAAGCCUUUGAUCUUCUUGCAGAAAUGAAAGAAAAGAAGUUAGGGCCUGAUUGUUAUACAUAUAAUGCAAUUCUUUGUGCACUUGCUGAUGCAGGUAGAAUGGAGGCUGAGGAGUUCAUGUCAAAAAUUGUCGAACAGGGAAAAUUGCAGGAUCAGACCAUAUCAUUAAAUAAAAGGAAAACAGAGAGUGGUAGUGAAACUGCUCAAGAAUCUGAUCCAAAUUCUGUUGCAUUUUCUGAACAGAUUAAUGAGCUGUGUACACAAGGGAAAUACAAGGAUGCAAUGCAUAUGGUUCAAGAAUCAACACAGAAGGGCAUCACUUUACAUAAAUCUACCUAUAUUAGUUUAAUGGAGGGACUUAUUAAGAGGUGAAAAAGCAUAUCAAGAUCCUGGUUAUCGCGGUGAACUUUUCUUGGGCUGUUCUCGAUCGUGUAAAAGUGAAGGAAAGUUAUACCGUGAUAUAAUGAUUAUCGAAUUUAUAUAGAAUAGGAAAGUACAUGAAAUUAUGAGAAAAUUAGCAUUCGAAUUUAUAUAGAAUAGGAAAGUAUAUGAAAUUAUGAGAAAAUUAGCAUUGAAUUA
Messenger RNA from Ricinus communis (castor bean), 765 nucleotides. RefSeq names its product pentatricopeptide repeat-containing protein At2g16880-like. The coding region runs from base 1 to 558 and encodes 185 amino acids. Gene Ontology annotation, molecular function: protein binding. The transcript has a single exon. The record is from RefSeq and is a predicted model, not a curated record. NCBI's taxonomy places the organism in Eukaryota, Viridiplantae, Streptophyta, Magnoliopsida, Malpighiales, Euphorbiaceae.